GCUGCAUGCGGUGUAUGUUUCUUAGUUAUUCUAAUUUCUUAAUUGUAAUAGAUUUUCAAUAGGAAAUAUACCUGCUUAUACUUCAAAAUGGGUAAAAAAACAAAGAUUGGAAAACAGCGGAAGGAUAAGUUUUAUCAAUUAGCAAAAGAAACAGGUUAUAGGUCACGUGCUGCUUUCAAGUUGAUUCAGUUGAAUCGAAAGUUUGAAUUUUUACAAAAGUCUCGGGUAUGCAUUGAUUUAUGUGCAGCUCCUGGUGGAUGGAUGCAAAUCGCUCGGCAAAAUAUGCCGGUAUCUUCCAUUGUAAUAGGAGUAGAUUUGUAUCCCAUAAAACCAAUUCCAGGAUGUAUUAGCCUGAUAGAAGAUAUCACGACAGAUAAAUGUCGCGUUUCAAUAUCCCGCGAAUUAAAGACUUGGAAAGCUGAUGUGGUAUUGAACGAUGGAGCACCAAAUAUUGGUAAAAAUUGGUUUCACGAUGCGUAUCAACAAAUUGUUCUAACUUUAGCUGCUCUUAAAAUGGCAACAUAUUUUCUGAGACCUGGUGGAUGGUUUGUUACCAAAGUUUUUCGGUCAAAAGAUUAUCAUGCAUUAAUGUGGGUUCUAAAACAAUUAUUUAGAAAGGUACAUGCAACCAAACCUCAAGCAUCGCGUUCAGAAUCUGCUGAAAUUUUCGUUGUCUGCCAGUAUUAUAUUGCUCCGGACAAGCUAGAUCCUAAAUUUUUAGAUCCAAAGUACGUUUUUUCAGAAUUAGAGGUAGAAUCUGCAAAUAAAUUAAAUGUGUAUGCGCCAGAAAAGAAGAAACAGAAAGCAGAGGGGUACCCAGAAAAUGAUUACACCUUGUAUCAUAAGUUAUCCGUUAAAGAUUUUAUAGCGCAUGAAAAUGCUGUAGAAGCAUUGCAGAAUGCUUCUGAAAUUGUUUUCGACGAUGAAAUAAUAGCAAAUCACGAAAAGACAACUAAGGAAAUAAAGGAAUGUUGUAAAGAUAUUAAAGUAUUAGGUAAAAAAGAUCUGCGACGUUUACUCAAUUGGUGGAAAACGUUGAAGGAAUGCUUAAAAGAAGAAGAACCGGUAGCAGAAGGUGCAGAAAAAGUCGAAGAGUCAACAGAAAUAGCACCUGUGGGUCAAGAAGAACUGGAGGAUUUAGAAGAUGAACAAAUUAUGAAACAAAUUGAAGAGCUUAGAGCGGAUGAAGCUAGAGACCUGAAGCGAAAGAGGAAAAAGGUUAACAAAGAAAGACAAAAGUUAAAUGAACGUUUGAAUUUAAAAAUGGUACAUAAGGGCAACGAAGGUCCCAUAUUGGAAGGAGAUGAUAUGUUUAAUCUGAAAGAGAUUAAAACGUAUCAACAGUUACAAGACAUAACGAAUCAACAACCUGACGUGGUUGCAGAAAGUGAUGUAGAUUCAGAUGAAGAGCAAAGAAAACCGAAAACAGUCAAGUAUAAUAAAGACGAAAAUCAUUUGGAUAGCUCAGGGUUGUAUUAUAAAACGGGGAAUAGUGACUCGGAAGAUUCAAGCGAAGCGUCGGAUAAUGAUUCAGAUAGUGAAAAAUCAGGCUUAGGUUUGGACGAGUCCGAUGAUGAAGAUAGAAAUGAAAUUCGGAAAAAGAGAAAGAAAAAUGACGAGGAUUCAGAAAAUCCUUUGAUAACUGAUUUAGAUCAAAGGGACAAGAAAACUAAACGAAUUCACAAGGCAGAAUUAUGGUUUGAAAAAGACAUAUUUAAGAAUUUAGAAAAUGAAAAAGAUGAGGAUCUUGAAUUGGAUAAAAUGGUAGAAGAAUAUAGAAAAAAAGGUGGUCGUUUAAUAGGUGAAGAUAGUGAAAAAGAAAAUAAUGCAAGCAUAGAAAAAGGUCAAGAUGAUGGUAAUAGUGAGGAUACAAAUUCUGAUUAUGACAUGCAAGAAAUGAUGACUUCUACUAAAAAUGCUAAAAAAAAUAAGAUUAAAGUUAAAAAUGGGAUUGAAGUUGUUUUACAGACAAAUGGUAUAAAGCCAAAAAGAAAGAAACGUUUGUCGGAAGAGGAUCUUGCGUUAGGAUCAUUAUUGAUUCAAAGUAGGAAAACUCGAAGGGAUCUGAUAGAUUCAGCUUGGAACAGAUAUGUGUUUAAUGAUGAAAAGUUACCAGAUUGGUUUGUCCAAGACGAAGGGAAGCAUAUGAAGAAAGAAGCUCCUGUGCCUAAAGAGCUCGUUGAUGAAUACAAAAAACGAGUGGAAGAUGUGAAUGCCAGGCCAAUUAAAAAAGUAUUAGAGGCAAAAGCGAGAAAAAAACAACGAGCAUUGCGAAAGUUGGAUAAAGCAAAGAAAAAAAUGGAAGUAAUAAUGGAGAACACGGAUAUCAGUGAUAGAGAGAAGUCGAAACAAGUACAAGCAUUGUACAAGAAAGCUAAAAAAGAAACGAAGAAAGAAGUUACUUAUGUAGUGGCAAAGAAACAUAUGGCACAAAAGAAAGCAGCGAGACCUGCCGGUGUUAAAGGACGUUACAAAAUGGUUGAUCCCAGAAUGAAGAAAGAUUUACGUUCGGCGAAAGCGAAAGAAAAAACGAAAGGACGGGGAAAGAAGAGUCGCGGCAGUAAACCACCCCGAGGGAAACCUAAGGCUCAGAAGGGGAAAAAAUGAAAUUAAUUUGGUGACCUUAUAUUAUCGUUACAAUAAUACAAAAUAUAAAAUACACAAGUAACUUUCAAACGCAGAGUGAACGUUACUUUGUAAUGUCUCAUAAGUGUAUAUGUAUAUACUACGUUUUGUACAUACAUGUGUAUAAAAUUACACAAAG
This is a messenger RNA of Colletes gigas, 2764 nucleotides long. RefSeq names its product pre-rRNA 2'-O-ribose RNA methyltransferase FTSJ3. Lineage: Eukaryota; Metazoa; Arthropoda; Insecta; Hymenoptera; Colletidae. Gene Ontology annotation, biological process: maturation of 5.8S rRNA from tricistronic rRNA transcript (SSU-rRNA, 5.8S rRNA, LSU-rRNA); rRNA methylation; maturation of LSU-rRNA from tricistronic rRNA transcript (SSU-rRNA, 5.8S rRNA, LSU-rRNA). The coding region runs from base 88 to 2607 and encodes 839 amino acids. Gene Ontology annotation, cellular component: preribosome, large subunit precursor; nucleolus; nucleus. The record is from RefSeq and is a predicted model, not a curated record. The transcript has 6 exons. Gene Ontology annotation, molecular function: rRNA (uridine-2'-O-ribose)-methyltransferase activity; rRNA (guanine) methyltransferase activity.